AUGAGCCAGCCAAGACAUCAUCGAUCGAAUCCAUCCGAGCAGGCCCCGCUGCUGCCUGCCGUCCAGGAGAAGCGCGAGCCCACUCCGUUGCCGUGGAUGGGCGUCAUUGUGGUCUCCAUCGUCCUCUUCUGCAACAGCUUCGUCACCACAGUGCUCUUGCCCUUUGUCACAUUCAUGGUCGAGGACUUUGGCGUGGCCAAGCGGGAAGAAGAUAUCGGACGGUUGAGUGGCUAUAUUGUCGCUUCUUACAUGCUCGGCCAGCUGUUCUGCUCCUACCCGUGGGGCCGGCUGUCGGAUACAUGGGGUCGUCGUCCCGUCCUGCUGAUGGGCCUGUUCGGCGCCAGUAUCACCUGUCUUGCCUUUGGCUUUUCGCCCAACUACCAUGCGGCCCUGGUCUUGCGCAUGUUCUGCGGCGCCAUCAACGGUGUCGUCGGCGUCACCAAAAGCUAUCUCAGCGAGAUCACGGACGAAACCAACCAGUCCAAGGGCUUUGCGCUUCUCGGACUCAAUCGUGCUUUUGGACUCAUUGUUGGCCCUGCAGUCGGUGGGCUGCUGUGUCUCCCAGCUAAAAAAUAUCCCCAGUACUUCCCACCUGGAUCCUUCUUUGACAGAUAUCCGUACUCGCUCCCGUGCAUCGUCGGUUUCGUGAUUGCCAUGUCGGGCUUUUGCGCGGCCUGGUUCGUUAUCAAGGAGACGCUGCCCCCUCGGACUGCUCUGCUGAGCAUCGACGACCGCUCCGAGUCGGAUGAACUCAGCGAUGCCGAGGCUAACCAGCUACUGGAGGGCCCAAAUGUCCAGCAUCUCCCCGACCGCCCGUCAUACGAUCAACCCGACUCGGUCAUGACGCUCAUGCAGGACCGGCGCGUGUUCAUCAGCAUUGCCCUGUAUGCCCUCAUCUCGGGAUUCUACAUCCAGUGGGACGAAGCGCUGCCUAUGUAUCUGCGGCUGCCCUACGCCAAAGGCGGAGUCAACUUUGACACUACCCAGAUCGGCUUUGUCUUUUCCUUUGGCGGUCUGACGCUGAUCGUCUAUCAGCUCUGGCUUUACGCUCCAAUCGAGCGGCGGCUCGGUGCGCUGCUCACCUUCAGGACCGGCAUCUUGAUGACCAUUCCGGCCUUCCUGAUCCUGCCGUCGGUGUCUUGGCUCUAUGUGACGGCUGGAUGGUCGCUGUGGACGAUGCUCUUUAUCCUCCAAGGACUGCGGACCAUGUUUGGGUUCCAAGCCAUGACAAGCACAUUCAUCAUGGUCGCCAAUAGCACCACCGCUCGCUCCAGAGGCUCCAUCAACGGACUUGCCCAGACCUUUGCAGCCAUGGCUAGAAUGGUUGGUCCCAUCAUCGGUGGCACGCUCUUCAGCUGGUCUCUGGACUCGAGUCGGGUCUUCCCCUUCGACUACCACUUUGAGUUUUACUUCAUUGCCCUGUCAGCGAUCUUCACCUACGUCGUCUCUCUUUACAUUGACGAUGAAAUCAACCACCGUCGAUUGGAACUGAUCUGA
Messenger RNA from Polychytrium aggregatum, 1497 nucleotides. Its product is annotated as major facilitator superfamily domain-containing protein. The record is from RefSeq and is a predicted model, not a curated record. The coding region runs from base 1 to 1497 and encodes 498 amino acids. The transcript is spliced from 11 exons. Gene Ontology annotation, molecular function: transmembrane transporter activity. Gene Ontology annotation, biological process: transmembrane transport. NCBI's taxonomy places the organism in Eukaryota, Fungi, Chytridiomycota, Chytridiomycetes, Polychytriales.